AUGCAACAUCAAGGUGUAUUAAGAAUAGGAUCAUAAGAUUCAUUCUCUAGAAAAAGCUAAAUGAAUCAAUUACAUACAACUCCUAGUCAUCGGAAAACCUCAUAAAAUAAAUAACAAUCAAUAGAUUAAAUACCAGAUAAUGCAUUAGAAAAGUUUUACUUAUAUAAACAGAAAAAGAAUGAUAUACGAAUGAAAUAAUAAUUGAGCAAAUAGACACAAAGAUCUUCAUAGAACUCUAUUGCUUAAUAAAAUAAGUUCUUCAUUAAUGCAAAUUUCGUUAACAAUUAAGGUGUAUAAUAAAAGCGUUCUGCAUAAUCUGUUACAAUAGAAGCAAUGGAAUCAGUAAAAAGAACUAUCAAAACUGAUAUGGGAAAUCCUGCAUCAAUAUUAAGCAAAGCUAAAAGUUUAGGUCCAGAUGAAUAAAUGUAAUAAAUCAAACAUCAUAAUGUUGUUGUUAAAUUUGGAAAUUAAGAUUUUUAUUUUUAUUUUGAAUCUCAGUAAGUCUAUAGUAAUAUUUCUUUAGUCUUAAUAUGAAAUAAAUUUGGUUUCAAAUUUUACAAAGAUUACAUGAUUUAGAAUUUGCUAAUCCAUAAGAAUGUUAUGCUAAUUUAAAAGAUAAACCAUCAGUUAAUUAAAUAGUUAGUUUUGUAUCUUAAUAACAUUCAAUCUCUAUAGAUUAUUAUAUUGCUUAACCAGACUUAUCAUUUAAUGUUUUUAUGAAUUCAGGAUUGAAAUUAGAAGCAUUCUUAUUAUAAGCAUCACCUGAUCCAAAAGUUGGUCUUAAAGACUUUAUAUUUUUAAAAAAUAUUGGUGUAGGAGGCUUUUCUUUAGUGUAUCUUGUUAGAAAAAAGGAUACUGGAAAAUUCUAUGCAUUAAAAUUAAUUGAUAAAGAAUUUAUUAUUGCAAAAAAGAAAUAGUAAAUUGUUUUAAAUGAAAGAAAUAUAAUGACAUUACUCAAUAGUCCAUUUUUAUUACAUUUAUCAUAUGCAUUUGAAUCUAGAUAAUUUGUUGUUUUUGUAUUGGAAUUCUGUCAAGGAGGAGAACUCUUUUUUCAACUUAAAUAGAUUAAAAGAAUGAGUGAAGAUUAAGCAUGUUUUUACAUAUCAGAAAUUUGUUUGGUAUAUAAAUUAAUUCUUAUUCUUAGGGUUUAUAAGAGAUACAUUCUUUAAAUAUAUUAUAUAGAGACAUAAAACCAGAAAAUAUUUUAAUGGAUAUAGAAGGUCAUGUUAGAAUAGCAGAUUUUGGUUUAAGUAAACCUGAAAUUGGAAGAGAAGAAAAAGCAUACAGUUUUUGUGGAUCUCCUGAAUACAUGGCACCAGAAAUGUUGUUAAAACUAGGACAUUCAUAAACAGUAGAUUUUUAUUGUUUAGGAGCAUUAUUAUAUGAAUUGCUUACUGGAUUACCUCCCUACUAUUCAACAAAUACUAAUCAAAUCUAUUAAGAUAUUUUAUAUUCUAAAUUGUCAUUUCCAAAUGAUGUAUCAUAUUUUUAAUUUCUCUUAGUUAACAUUAUCUAAAGAAGUCAAAAAUUUAUUGGUUGCACUACUUGAAAAAGAUCCAAUCUAGAGAUUAGGUGCAAAUGGAGGUGUUUAGGAAAUUUUAAAACAUCCUUUUUUCUCUUAAAUUGAUUUUAAAUAAUUAGCACUUAAAAAAGUUAAACCUCCAUUUAAACCUGAUCCUUUAAAAAUGAAUUUAGAUGAAAAGGAAUCUUAAAGAGGAGAAUAAGAUUUUAGAAAAAAAAUUGCUUAAGGUAAAUCAAUGAAUUUACCAGUAAUAUUUGGUUCCUCUUUUUUUUAUGAAUCACCUUAAGAAGCAUAAACAAAAUCUAUCUAUAAAGAAUGGAUUUAACAUACAAAUAUAUAACCUAAUACUCCAUGUGUUGCAUCAUAUCAUAGUUAAGGAAGGUAUGAAUUUAAAUUAAUUUAGAUCUGCAAAAUCUCAGGAUAUUAUUCCAUUGAUUUAAUCAGUUAAAAAUAAUCCUCGAUCUCGUUAAAUGUUAAAUUAGAAAUCAAAUUUUUAUAAGGCUACAGGACAAAAACUCUCUUUAGAAAGAAUUAAUUAGGAAAAAAAGUUUUUUUCUAAAGUGUGA
Molecule: messenger RNA, 2088 nt
Organism: Paramecium primaurelia
Lineage: Eukaryota; Ciliophora; Oligohymenophorea; Peniculida; Parameciidae
Source: the annotation of a GenBank genome assembly